UCACAUUGUCUUUGAGCAUACAUAGAAUGAAAGCACCGUCAUAAAGUAACAGUAUGCGGUCCGGCGAGGAUGAAGAGCGGCCUGGCGCAGCUUGUCGAAGAGAAAUACAGGUUCACUGUUGAGACUCAGGGACUAGCAUACACAAAUGUAAAGGAAGUUGCGACCGCAAAAGAUGAGGACAGGGCCUGGACGGACGAUGACAGCGACCGCGAGGAGGAACGGAAGAGGCGAAGUCCUCCUCUGGCCCAGAGGAUGGCGAAUGGGCUUACCAAGGUGCUCCAGGAGGGCGGCAGCGGGGGCUUGACGGAUGACGUCCUCGACCGGGUACUUACCGGGUCGCUCCAGCAAUCAAGCGACGUCGCUGGGUAUGAUGCGGCCAAGGACUACGUGAAGCAGGUGCUCCGGCAACUGUAUGGUGACGAUGCUCCGAGCGGAGCACCGCCUAGUCGAUCCAAUGGGCCUAACGGACCCCAUGGGGGUGCACAGACUUCAGCGGAAGCAGCGGGGCGCCCUCAUGGCGUCACAGGGCAAACGCAGCCGACGUCCAGGGCUUCUGGAGGCGGCUCCGAAGCGGCCACUUGGUCUGGUUUUCCUGCUGCUCGGCAGCAGGCGCCUCCCCAAGGACAGCCAGGCGUGGACGUGGCAAAAGGGGCUCAUGAGCUGCAGGGAUUACCCGAGUCUGCUGCUGCUGGAGUGGAUUCCUUUGAGGCAACUAGGAGCGCCCCAAGCGCAUCAGCCGGCGAUGCAGAGGAGCCCGAGCGCCCACGGCCCCGACCGCAUUAUGGCCACAUCAAAGAGCAGCUCAACCUCUUACAGAACGCUGACCAGCUGGCAGCCAUCAUAUCCGUCGCCACCACGGCCGCCACAACCGCCGCCGCCGCUGCCGUCAAGCAGUCCAUGCAAACUCCGCCACCGCUGCCACCUGGCGCCUUCGCACGCAUGCAUGCAGCAGCACAGGCCGCGCGCGGUGCCAGCGGCGCAGCUGCGUGGCCUGGGCAUCCGGCAUUCAUGGGCGCGGGCGCAGCGAUGUUAGGUAUGCCCGGACUCGGAGGUCACCUGGUCAACGCUGUGGAUGGCGAUGACAGCCCCGAUCCACAGCCGCAGCAGCGUGAGGGUGCUCUGGUGGCCCCUCAUCGACGGUCCACGCCGCUUGUCAUGAUGCACCGCAGGCCGCCGGCAGCAGCUGAAGGGGGCGGAGCAGCAAUGCACGCUGCACAUGAUGGGGCCGAGCGUCACGGUCCCACCCAGCAGGACGGCCAGGCGGCUCACGUCAACGAUGCGGAGCUGCGGCGACAGCGCCAACAGCAACGUAGCGGGAUGCCGGGGGCUGCCACCCCACUCCAGCGGCUGCCCGGAGCUGCAGGCAACGGCGAUGCUAACGGGGCCAACGGCGCUGGGGGGCCGGUUGGAGCCAACAGCAACAUUCGUGUGGUGCGUCUUGGUGCGCCCAAGGUCACUGUUAGGACGCCGCCACCUGCAGGGGCACCGCAGGGAAGGCUUUUCCAGGAGCAUCAACACCAGCAGCAGCAGCCGCAAGCAGAUGAUCCUGAGGAUGACGAUGACCGGGGUAAUCGCGGACAGCUGCAAUUUCCAGGCUGGGCAUCCUUACAUGAACACAUGGAGCAGCCGGUGACGCGGCCUGAGCAACCGAAUCCGGUCCAGCAGCACGCGCCGGCGCACUAUGCACCCGACAGCGCGGCUGGGAUGCCACCGGCUGCUGGCCAGCAACUCCAGGACCAACAGUACGGCAGACACGCAGAGGCAGCUUACCCCGGUAGCAAUCCCGUUGUCCCGGGUCCCCAACUCGGCCUGCAGCAGGCCAUCAACCCGUCGCUGCUGCCGGGGCAGCAGGCCAUUGCUGCGGGUCAGGUACCCGCAAACGGUGUGUUUGUUACGGGCGGCGAGUCGGUGUUCGCUCGGGCCGGAGCAGAUGCCAAUGCUGCUCUUCGUAAUGCUGGUUUCCUCGGCAAUCCGGGAGCGGGGCUCGCGGCGGCCGCGGCGGCACGGCCGCGGCGGGCUGAGCUCCCUGAAGACGUGCAGCAGGCCUUCAAGAGCACGCUGGCCUACAUCGCCGAUCCAGAUGGAGCCCGCGCGCAGCAGCAGCACCAACCGCCGUCCUGGGCAGCAAUGGCUGAUGUGGAGGAGCGGAAGGAGGCCCAAAGGGAGGCAGAGGAGCUGCUAGGAGGUGCUUUCGACUACGCAGCAGCCAAGCGUGAGCUGAAGCAGGCGAAGAGGGCAUCUCGGCUGCUCCAGGUGCCAGUCCCCACCGUCCCACCUGCUGCUGCUGCAACCGCUGCGGCAGCGACCGCCCAAGCUGCACCAGCGGGUGCAGUACGGUCUGGGGUCGGCAGCCGUGGUGGCGGUGAGCGCUUCCGUGCGUCAGCUGCUGCCGCCGCUGCUGCUGGCGGCGCCGUAGGUGGUGCUGCAUCAGCCAAAGCACCGCCUUCGUCGGGAGCUACCGCGGGCGCUGUGGUCCGGGGGGAUUUCGCUGGCGUGCUGCCGCCGGCUCACUCGGUUUGGGAUGUGGACGAGGCCUGGCAUGACCUGGAUGCGUUCACAAAGGCAGUGGAGGCAGAGGUGGCGUACCGGGCUGCAGCGGCUGCGGCAGGCCAGCCCCCGCGCACGGCUCCCGCUCUCAAGCCGGUGGGGCCCAACGCAGGGGCUGUUGCAGCGGCGGGGCGGGCAGCCCAGGCGGAACCGCCGCUUGUGUCGGAGAGCGCAGGUCCGAGGGGACACGAGAAGCGCACAGCUGGGGCCCAGGUGUCAGCCCAGCCCCGGCUUUCCGACGGCAAAGACGUAGCAGCCCGUGACGGUGGCCGGAAGCGUGCAGGAAGCCCCGGACCCGGACCCAGACCAGAAGCCACUGCAGUAGCGGAUGCAUCUCCCUCACCACCGCGUCCCGAACGGCCGUCAGCUCAGCCUGCAGCGGCCUCUGUGCGCAUUGCCUUUGGGCGACGCAUCGAAGUCGCUCCGAAACCCAGCGGAGCAACUGAGGGAACCAAGUCACGAAGCAAAGGCGCGGCAGCUGCUAGCAGCCCACCUGUAGAAGGCCACCUGCAUAAGCGUAAGACCAAAGUCGCGGGCGGCAAAGCCAGCGCGGCUGUUGCAGCAGCUGCUGGUAGCCCCUCCAGCGCUAAUGACACGGUUCAGGAGGUGCUUAGCGCGCUUGCUUCGGUGCUGCUGUCAGACGAAGAAGAGGACGUGGAUGAGGAGGGGCCCCAUGCUGAUACGGGUGCUGAGAAGGAGCACAGGGCGGCUGUAGGCGGGGUUCAAGGGGCCGGCAACGGCGUUGCGGCGAUGGCUCCACCGCAUGUGGAUAUGGCGGAUUACCCACCUGACGCACCCAGCUUUGCUAACGGUGGCGGCAUGCGAUCAGCCGCCAGCCUUAUCCUGGACUCGCUACAUGAUCGAGGCCAGGGCGGGCCUGGUACCGACGCACUUGCCGCGCUUCCGGCACCAGCGCUGCGCUCUGUGGCACCGAACGGACCUCCUGGCGCGAUUCCAGACGAACCGCAGCCUGCGUCGAUUGCAAGUUUGCCUGCAGGGCCUUCAGCAAGCAGUCACCAAGCAGCCAUGUCUGCCGCUGCUGCUGCCAACGCCGUCGCUGCGCCCCAGCCAGGCCAGCAACCAUGGCCGUCCAUUGCCGUACCUGCCGCCCGACCGCGCUUCCAACUGGUGGUCGACACGGCGCAUCCUCCCGUGGCUCGCUUGCCUGCUUGGGCCGCCUCCGCCGCCAAGGCCGAGGGCGCACCCGCUGCGUACAUUGCAGCCCUUGGUGCUGCGCCCAGUGGCCUAGGCAUGGGCACCCCAACAAGGCAUGCAGCGGUACCGAGCGCCUCGGCUGCGGCCCAGCCGCAUGUAUCCGUGGGCGGUACAGCACCUCCUGGGGCGAUGAUGACAUCAAGGGGUGAACAAGGCAGCGAUGGCGGGGUCUUGCCGGCGACCAAGCUGCCCUACACCAGGAUGCAACAGCAGCAGCGGCCGAUGUUUCCGGCUUCUGCGGAUCUUGCCAACCACACGAGCAUCUUGCCGCCACAGGCUGCGGUGGCCGCGGUGGCUGCGACUGGGUCUGCCGACAUGAUGCCGACACGUGGCAGGAAGGCGGCGGAUGCUAGCCUGCCGUUAGAGCGCGCAUUAAUGCAGGCAGUCGAAGACGAGGUAGUCAGCCGGCUGGCGGUGGCGCAGCUCGCCUCGCAAGGCCCCCGCGUUGCGGUUACUGCUGAGGACCUGCCGGGCAUGGUACCGCCCCUGGUGGACUGGGAGCUGUCGCAGCGGCUGGUUCGUGAAGUCCUGCUGGACAACCUCCGCGGCCUGCUGUCCAGGCAGGAACCCUCCCGACAACAAGACGCGGCAGUUGGUCCCGGCGCGGAGGAGCGUGAGCCCACGCUGGAGGAGGUGGUUGCGGCGCUGGUAGCAGCGCCCGUGUUGCCCUCGUGGUUGCAGAGCGUGCCGCAGGAGCAGCAGCAGCUGCUGCUGCAGCAGGGAGCUGGGGAGCCCGCGGAGCAACAGGGCUGGCGGCAGGGUCCGCAGCAGCAGCCAUCAGAUGGUGCUGCAGGUGUGGAGGUCACUGCAGGAUCGGACAAGGACGCUGAUGGCGGCGGUCUUGCAGGGAAUGUUGCGCAAGAUGAGCCGCCUGCCGGUGUGGCGUUUGUGGACAGCAACUUGACGGGUUGCGCGGCGGACUCUGGCAGUCACGAGGCGGAGGUUGCCGGUAUGGCCGGCGCCGGUGCCGCCUCGGAUGAUGCGGCGCCGUCUGAAGACCUCCUUGUGGCUGCCGCGGAGGCUUCAUUCUCCUCCUUGGUUCCCACCCCUACCGCUGCUGCUCAGGCAGCCCCACAGUACUCCGCGGGCAGCAUGCAAACAUCCAGUACCGGCUCUGUCGUACAAACCGGGGCUUCUGUUGUGGCUGGCGCGCAAGGGAGCCAGUCACAAGCCCUGGCAUUGGCCGGGCAGUCCUCUGGACAGGUCCGUGUUCCAACGUCGGCGGGCGUGCAGGCGCACGGCGUGCAAGCUCGUGGUGUGCAGGCGCAUGCGGUUAACUCGCAGGGGGUGCAAGCGUACGCCACGGAGGGGCGCGGCGUGCAGGCGUAUGCUGUGGAGGGCCGUGCGACGCAAGCUACGGGUGUGCAGGAGCGGGCCACUCAGGCAGCUGGAGUCAUGGAUAGCUCCUCUCAGGCGGACCCCCCGCCUCCGCACUACCUGCUACAGGCCGCCAUGGCUGCAGGUUUGUCCUAUGGAGCUGGGCUGCCGCUGCCGCCUGCGCCGCUCGGCCAUGCACCCGCGCCUCCUCCGCUGCCAUUACAUGGUCCGGACGGUGCGCCAUUGCCCAUGCCGCGACCGUACUACUUGGUCCCAGCCGACGGAACCCAACCGCCGUCUUCAACCGCUUUGUACGGCGCCAACCCUGCUCUCAUGCUGCCGCCUUUCGGGCGGUCCGAAGGCAGUCGUCCGCCUCUUCAUCUUCCCGGCCUGGCCAAGCUGCGUGAUUCCUCCGAUGUGGAAUCCAGUACGGAAAGUGUGCGGCGCCACUUACAGGGUCCGGGUGCUCGAGCCAGGGAAGCGGCCCUCCAGCUCGCCGCCAGCAGCAUUGACAGCGAUGAAGGCCUCAUGCAACGCAGCUACGCCCAACUCGACAUGUCGGCGCUAACCGCACGCCCCGUGCAUCUGGACCAGCACCGCAAUCGGGCGUCUGAUGGCUCUUCGCCCUCCGCUGCUUCGCAGACCCUCUCAACCGCGCUGGGCGGCCCUGGGCACUACGACGUCCUAUCGCAACCGGCUGGUCUGCACCGCACCUUCAGUCAAGCCCUAGCCCCAGGCACUGCCAUGGUUGCCGGGACCUCACACAACGGAAGCAUCCGCUCCGAGCCGCAGGUGCCCGGUUCGGCAACAGCAGCGGCUUUGGCCUCUGCGCUGGCUGCCCGUGGGAACGCGGUUCUUGGGUCAGGUCGCAAUCCCUCCUCUGCAUCGGCUGCUCCCAGCGGCCCGUCUUCGCACCCGGGCAGCGUUGCAGGAAGCGAGGGGGCAUCCUGGUCCCGUCAAGCGGCAACCUGGUCAGCUGACGCUGCAUGGAAUGAACAGGAAGCAGCUGGCCCCGAUGCCGCCACGCCGGGCACAGGCCUGCAGAAGGGCGCCGCAACGCCAGCCGCCGCUUCUAAGCCGCCUUCAGACAGGCAUGACAGCGCCUCCGCAGGUAGCAACGCGACCACCAGCAGGAACGGCUCCGCUGCUGCCUCCGGUAAGGACGCCAUCGCCACACCACAUCCAAGCGCUCCAGCGCUCGGCUUGCGUGCCGGCAGUGGGACGGCCGUGCCCACCACACCAGCAGUGGGUGAUGACGAACUCGUCGCUGAGGACGAUCCUGAAGACGAUGACGAUGUGGACCAGAUCCAUGUCGUGGAUUUUGGCUCAUCAGACGCGGAUCUUGACUUGGUUCCUGACGACAGCCCGGGAGCCAGUCCGGGAGCUGAGGCCGGACGGGGAGAAGGAGGAGCCCAGGGGUUCCCCUCAAGUUCAGGUUUGGGUUUCGGGGCUCAGAAUGCAGCAACACAUGACGCUGCGGAAUCGGAUGCGGAGCUGCUAGAUGACGAUGAGGUGGGACGUGUGCUGGAGGCUGAGGAUGCCGAGGACGAGCAUGAUGCGGCGGGUGAGAUUGCCGCUGGUGCCGGCGGCAGUCGCGGCAGCACGGCUGGGAGCGGUCGCUACAGCGGCCCAAGCUCACACGGCGUGCCGCGGCUAGAUGCGACAGGAAGCGCUGACGGGGAGGCUCAUGACUACGACGGUUUGGUUGAGGACUACGUGUCUAGCCGUGACUUGGGCUCUUUCGUCAGCUCAGCGCGUCUGGGCGGCGGCAGCGGUGCUGGUGGCGGUGGUAGCCAUGGCGAUGCUGGCCACAACGCAGCUAGCGGCUCAGAGCGUGGAGGGGUCCAAGGCAGCGCUGCUAGUGGCGCUGCGACAACAACCUCCGCAGCCACCCUUGGCGGCAAUGCCGCCAGCAGCCGCAGCAGCAGUAGAGCCCCGUCCAGCGCGUUCGGCCAGCCCGGUCAUGCACUCGCGCCUUCCCUCCACAGCGCUGGCGGCGGUGCGGGGUCGGCGGCGUCCGGUGCUGGGGGCAGUGCCUCUGAGGCCAGCGGGCGGAGAGACGACGGCAAUGCAGCGGAGGAGAUGGAUCUGCGGGCCUCCCUGGAGCGCAUGGCACGUGCCGGUUUUGCAUCCCUGGAACACCCACGUGCUGCGGCAGGCAGCGGCAACGGCGGCAUGGCACGUGUGGUGCCGGCAGUGCAAACAACGCUGACUGGGGGCCCGUUGGCCCCCUCGCGAGCUGCGUUGACACCGCUGCAGCCGUCUGCGGUGCAGUCUGGAUCUGUAGCGAGUGGGGAAGGCACGAUGCAGCAGCCUGGAUCUCCUGGCAAGCCGCCGUCUCUGGCAGACUACCACGGACCCAUGGGUCGCCUCUGGCGGCCGCCUGUCGUACAAAAUCCCCGAGACCCGUUAUCCAGCAGCUCCGAAACCUUGAUGGCCUCCAGCGAGGCCAGCGAGCCGCUUCUGGACCCCUUGUCGCGUGCAAUCCGCGGCGGAGAGCGCCGUACCCGGACCGCGGGUAUUGUUAGCAGCGUCACCGUGGCAGCAGCGAGAGCGCACGUCAUGGGUCUGGGCAACUCAAUUGCGGCAUCAUCCGUCGACGUUUCAGCCAGCAUGGACAGCGUCUCCACGUCCGUGGUGUCGUCAUCCUACAACGUUGCUGGUGUGAAUCUGCCACGGUCGCUGGGCGGCCUGGCUGCCUCCACUGCGGGCACGCAGCCUGGAGGGCGCACUGCACAACGCCUUGCACGGCCCUUUGACGGUCCCGGAGAGGAUGCGGGCACGGAGGAUGAGUCCGAGGACGAGUCUGAAGAUGAGGGCCGUGCAUUGAGCCGUGAGGCAACGUUUGCAAGAUCCGCCGUGACAGCGACAACGGGUGCGGCCUUCACUGGCGGACGUGGAAGCGGCCGGCGUGAAGACGCUGUGUUUAGGCUGCGCCAGUUCGGAGCGCGCAGGCGCAAGCUGAUACAGCAGAUUGGUGUUAAGGACUCGCUGCUGAUGUCGAGUGCCACCAGCCUCUCAACGGACAGCUCCACGAGUGUGACCAGCGAGGAUGGGGACGGGCUGGGCAGUCUCGUCAGGGCAGGACGCUUCUAAUGGUCCUCCUAACCGGCAUACUGCAAGGUUACACGCCGUUAUGAGGCUUGCGUGUGCGUACAUGUUAAGUGGCAUGUGGCUGUCCUCUGUAGCGACUUUUGCGGAGAUAAGUUGGGCCCGUUUGGCGUCACCAGGGCGACGAGCAAGAGGACGAUGUGUUUUACAUUUCAUUGCAUUUCGGAAAUGCCAGAAGCCCCCCAUUUAUGCUCGCGACGACCCGAUCAAUGAUGAUGACUCGGAUGUAACAGCAGUUAUAGGCUACACAUACUUCCCGAGGAACUUUGGUAUUUAUACGCAGCGUGUGUUCUGUAACGACCACCAUUAAAACACGGCCAAGGUAUUAUUACUACGCUGCAAGCACUGGUACAUAAGAUAAAUACGGCCCCAAUGUACCGGUGAAGGCUCGCAGAAUGGCCGCCACAAGAGACAUGUGAGGAUAGAUACGACCCACGGUUCACAGUUUUAGCAGUCGAC
Astrephomene gubernaculifera is the source of this 8649-nucleotide messenger RNA. The record is from the annotation of a GenBank genome assembly. Lineage: Eukaryota; Viridiplantae; Chlorophyta; Chlorophyceae; Chlamydomonadales; Astrephomenaceae.